UUGGCUGAGCGCCGCAGCGAAAGUUGAGCUACGGAAGCGGAACACGUCCGUCGCUGGACGGAGCGGAGGCUUUUAACGGAGUUACAAACGCCGCUGAAAAGGCUCUUUCUGCGCUCUACAGCAUGGAUGGCGCGCAGAGGACACGCGUGUCUCUGCUCGGAUGUGUCGCGCUGUUUAUCGGCGCCCUUCACGCGUUCAGUCCCAUGGACAGCGAGUUCACGUUCCUGCUGCCAGCUGCCAGCAGAGAGUGUUUCUACCAGAGCGCCGUUCAGAACGGCAGCAUCGAGAUCGAGUACCAGGUGAUCGCUGGAGCAGGUAUGGAUGUGGAUUUCUCCGUCGUCUCUCCUCAGGGGAUCCACCUGGUCUCCGAGUUUCGCCGUUCCGACGGCGUUCAUAUGGUGGAGUCCACGGAGGCAGGAGACUAUCAGAUCUGCUUCGACAACAGCUUCAGCAGGUUCUCCGAGAAGAUGGUCUUCUUCGAGGUCAUCCUGGACCACCCGGCCAAUGACGCCGGAGCGGACGACGAGUGGGCGGGGCUUGGAGAGCCCGAGAGCCUAUUAGAGUACAAGCUGGAUGAUAUAAAGGAGUCGAUGGAGACGGUUCACCGGCGGCUAGAGCGCAGUCGGCAGAUGCAGACGGUCCUGCGGGCCUUCGAGGCGCGCGACAGGAACCUGCUGGAGGACAACCUGUGGCGGGUCUCCUUCUGGUCCUGUGUUAAUCUGCUGGUGCUGCUGAGUGUGGCGCUGACGCAGGUCUACACCGUCCGCCGGCUGUUUGACGACAGGAGGAGAGUCUGCUCCUGAGACCAGAGCCUUCGCUCGGACGAGCCUCCCACGCAGAUAACAACAAUAAUAAUAAUAGUGAGAGACUGCAGACGAAUCGCCCGGCCCAGCAGAGGUGAUCACGCUUCAUCUGCUGUGAGGAUGCAGGACGUUACGUAUCUGUCCGUUUCAUGUCUUCCUAUCGCCUGAUUGUUCAUAGUUUUGUCUUUUUUUUAGUCCUGUCGUUUCAUGACGCGAGAUGAUGCUGUUUUGGGAAAAUGUGAAAAUGUGCUGUUAUCGUCAGCAAUGGGAAUCUUCUGUACAGCUGUGUGCUUUUUUUAAAGAGUUUUACACAUUAAAUCUAAUAAAAGGGGUCAUAUGUUUGUACACGGUGUCUAUGGUGUUCACUGAUCCGGUUCAGUGUUAAAUCAGCUAUUUGUCUUCUCAUUACUUUCAUGGUUAAUUUGCAAACAGUUUGUAUAGUAAUUGAGUAUUAAAGGUAGUUGUAAUAACUAA
Molecule: messenger RNA, 1277 nt
Organism: Onychostoma macrolepis
Lineage: Eukaryota; Metazoa; Chordata; Actinopteri; Cypriniformes; Cyprinidae
Gene: tmed1b
Product: transmembrane p24 trafficking protein 1b
Exons: 4
Coding region: 123-803 (226 amino acids)
Biological process (GO): Golgi organization; intracellular protein transport; endoplasmic reticulum to Golgi vesicle-mediated transport
Cellular component (GO): COPII-coated ER to Golgi transport vesicle; Golgi apparatus; endoplasmic reticulum-Golgi intermediate compartment
Source: RefSeq, a predicted model, not a curated record